Messenger RNA from Schistosoma guineensis, 1315 nucleotides. The record is from the annotation of a GenBank genome assembly. Lineage: Eukaryota; Metazoa; Platyhelminthes; Trematoda; Strigeidida; Schistosomatidae.
CCACUGAAGCGUUUCCAAACAUGCCAGAUACUGUAGCCUUAUUUGAUCUCAAGGUCGCGGGAUGACCGCAAUCAAACACGUGUUACUUUAUUUUUUAUUCUCUGUUCUCUCAUUAGGACACUCAGGUGACUUAAAAACUGUCGCUCUACAUGAUAUUUUAAACACUGAUCUUUCCGAAUAUACAGAAGGGUCAAAUGCUGCACUUUUAUUCAUAAUUCCUGAUAACUGUCAUAACUGCCAUAUGCACAAGAAACUCCUUAAUGAAAUUUCUUACGACGUUCUAUACAGUGGUGAUAUUUUUCAUCUCAAUGAUAUGACUGUUCCUUGGAUUAAUAUGCUUUCUGCCCCAGCUAUUUUGUUUUUAAACAAUGAAAGGAAAAUCCCUUAUCUUGGUCCACUCCAUCGCACUCAUCUUAUUAGCGCUAUGCAUCAGUUUACUACAGGUGUGCAGUCAGCUCGAUUAGAUGAUGCUAAUUUUGAACACGAUACUCAGGCCUCUACUGGCUCGACAACGGGCAACUGGCUUGUUAUUUUUGAUGAGAUCACACCAGACACCUUACAGAUCUACGAUGGAUUGUCGUUAACUUUACGCGCAAAACAUGUAAAUAUAGGCGUUCUUGAUCCGAAACAGUCGACGCGUACAGCUAAACGUUUCAAUAUCAGCGUACCAUCGGAUUCUGCUCAGAAUAAUCCUCUAAUUUCAGCAAUCUUAUUAAAACAAUCCACCAUGUAUCAAUAUUCAAAAAAUCUACACCGAAUGGAUUAUGAGCAAGUUACCCAAUUUGCGCUUACUGGCUAUCCAAAUCAUAUUAAAGGUUCAAUUCCACGUCCACGUAUGAUGUUUGAUGAAAUGGUCGAUGCUCUUGUUGGAUUUACUGUGGACCUACAAAACGAAUUCGGGAAACCCCUCGUAAUAUUGCUUGGAGUUAUUGCGUUGUUCACUGUUAUGAUUUUUGUUGGUUUAAUACUAGUAGUAGGGUUUUGGUUCGCAGGAUCUUUUGAAAAUGAUGAUGCAAAAGAACAUGUCUCAUUGAUAAAAUCGCCUCAUCAAACUGAUGAUGACAAAAGAUCAGAAUCAAUUAAGAAGACGAAAAAUGAAUGAUAAAAUGUGCUUACUAUUUCUUUUCAUAUACACUCAAUCGAAAAAAUCUCUUGUUGGACAUUUUUACACUCAUGGAAUUUUUCUAAAUCCUUAUCAAAAUCUGUUUGGUUAACUUCGUAUGCUAUGAAAAUAACUAUGCUUUACUUUUUAUCAAGAUUGACUAAAAUUUUGUUUAUACGUUUUAUUUAUUGCUGAAUAUAAUUAUUUCUGUAA